GCCCCCCCCCCCCCCCGCCCACUCCCAGCCCAAGACCGGCCCAGUCCCACUGAUUCUCAAAUAGCCAGACUCCAUGGCAAAACGAGCCCUAUUCCGGCACGAAACCCUUCUUCUUCAACCCUAUUCCCGCACGAAACCCUUCGUCUUCCACACUUCGAACCAGCAUGAGCCCUUCGCCGCUUCACGAGUUCGUCAGGAGCUUACCCUUCGAACCAGCAGCAGGAGCUUCGUGAGUUGGUCUUCCACACUGCGAACCAGCAGGAGCCCUUCGCGAGUUCGUCAGGAGCUUUGUGAGUUCGUCGUCGACAUUUCGAUCCAAAAGAAGCUCUUCGCAAGCUCGUCUUCAAGCCUUCGUGAGUUCAUCUGCUUCGAAGUUUGAACUCGGUUUUUAUAAACCCUAAUUUAUUGCAGAAAUUAUUCUGUCUAGUGUACAAGGGAAGCUAAUUGUAAAGUGAGGCACUAAACAUCUAUGGCGACAAAAUAUAAUCAAAAACAAGGGCUAAAGAGAUUCACAACACCUAAGAGAUAUGGUGCAUGCAAGCAGGCAAAGAAGAUUAUCCACAUUGAAGAAACUAGCCCCUCCCCAAGUUUGCGAGAGGAUUCAUAUGAUAGACGCUCAAGUAGCUUAGCUUCUGAAGGAGAAGAAGAGGAGUUGGUUCCUAAAGAGCGAUCAACAUAUGAUCACUUGUUAAGGACGCUGGGUUCUUGUAGCCAAUCUCUUGCAAAUAUUUAUAAGAGGAGACAAAGAGAAGAAAAAGGAAAAAGUGAGUCAGAAAGUGAGGAAGAUGACGGAAACGAGUUGGAAGAUGACGUUGAUGGUGGCUCUGAAUCUUGCAGUAUUUCUGAAGAAGAGAAUGAUUAUGAAGAUGGUAACAAUCAUGCCAUGGAAAGCAAAUUACAUGACUUGGGAAUGCUUGGGGAUGUGGAGCCAAAUGAAGAUGCUGAAAGUAAAGAUGACAAAGAGGCCUUUGACACAGAUCAGGAGCAGGACUUCAUAGUUAAUGGUCAAUCUGCUAUUGAUGCACAAGAUGGUACAAGUUCAUUUUAUGAUCACCUUGAGCACAAGUUAUUAGAGGGAGAGGUUGACAACCUAACAAAACGGAAAUGCAAAUAUAGAUGGGAGAAGCCUGCUCAUUUCAUGUCAAAUUGCAAGUGGAUGGGGGCUGGGGACUGUUUUUUGAAGGAUGAUAACUGUGAUUCUGAUUAUGGUCUCAAGCCAAAAUUGUCUAAGCACUGGUUGGAUGUCUAUGAAAAAUCUGGAGGCAAGGAUUUUCAUUCUUCCAAGCAGAGAUUGUUCUUCUCGCUUUGCAACAGCUAUCGGGAUAUAUUGCACUAUAACAAGAAGCCAUUUUAUCUAAAGGGCCUGGAAGAAGACUCAAGUAUAAUGGAUGCAUACAUUAUCCAUUCUCUGAAUCAUGUUUUUAAGACUAGGGACCUUGUGAUUAAGAAUGAUGCGAAGCUUGCCAAGCAGCAAGAUAUUUCUAAGGGGGACAUUCUUGCUGGUGAAGAUUUUCUUGAUCAUGGGUUUACUCGCCCUAAGGUUCUGAUCUUGUUGCCUUUUGCAAGUUUUGCACUUCGUGUUGUUAAGAGGCUAAUACAACUGACACCUUCAUCAUACAAGACUAACGUGGAGUACAUGGAUCGUUUUUGUGAUGAGUUUGGAACUGAAAGAGCUGAAGACAGUGGGGAUCAUCAUGUUUUUGAGAAACAAUCAUCUAAACCUUCUGAUUUUCAAGCACUAUUCGGUGGGAAUAAUAAUGAUCAUUUUAUGAUAGGCAUCAAAUUUACUAGGAGGUGCAUAAAGUUAUACAGUGAUUUCUACUCGUCAGAUAUGAUUAUUGCGUCUCCUCUUGGACUGGUUACUAAAAUUGGGGAGGCUGAAAAAGAGAAGGAAAAAGAUACUGAUUAUCUUUCUUCAAUAGAGGUUCUCAUUAUUGAUCAUGCAGACGUAAUUGCGAUGCAGAAUUGGUCCCAUGUGAUUACAGCUGUUGAACAAUUAAACCGCCUACCGUCUAAGCAACAUGGGACUAAUGUUAUGCGCAUUCGGCAAUGUGCUGCCGAGCAAAAUGAUCAUGCUGGUUGGGGUCCAUCAUCGAACAAAUCAGAGUCAGAAAAUGCACCUGGAAGUAAGCUUCCUCCUGAGGCUGGAUUUGGAAGAUUCUUCAUAAAAAAGAUGGAAGGUUGCAAGGACAAACAAUUUAAUGCCAGGUGGCUUGAGUUCCAAAAGAGUGGGCAGAGUGCAAGAUUUGCUCUGCAAAAUAGCCUGGUGGGUGGCGUUUGGAAAGAGGUGCAUCAUGGUUUGAUGAUGGUUGUUUGGUUUUCAAUCAGAUUGAAAGGUUUGUUCUUGAGUUUUCAUAAGGAAUCACGCUAUACUGGAUGUGACCGUGGACGAAGGUUGAAGUUUUGGAGUAGUGUGGGGUGGAAAGAUAAGAGAUUUAUAGUGUUCAUUCCUGGUGCGCAAAGGGCGAUGGUUGGCGAACCUUCACCAAGUGAUGAGGCGUAG
Messenger RNA from Malania oleifera, 2503 nucleotides. RefSeq names its product protein NUCLEOLAR FACTOR 1-like. The transcript has 18 exons. Gene Ontology annotation, molecular function: rRNA binding; U3 snoRNA binding. The record is from RefSeq and is a predicted model, not a curated record. Gene Ontology annotation, biological process: maturation of SSU-rRNA from tricistronic rRNA transcript (SSU-rRNA, 5.8S rRNA, LSU-rRNA). Gene Ontology annotation, cellular component: nucleolus; small-subunit processome. Bases 470 to 2503 code for a protein of 677 amino acids. Lineage: Eukaryota; Viridiplantae; Streptophyta; Magnoliopsida; Santalales; Ximeniaceae.